UUUGUAUAUCUGCAAGUUUGUUGAAUACUAUUUAUACUGGUUAUCUAUCUCCUGAUUAAUGUCGAGAAAUUACACUGACGUUGCCGUUGCCGUUGCCGCUUUCGUUGCCUUUGCGUUGACGAGUUACUAUGGAGGUGCAGGAGUUGCCAUUGUUGUAGUAUUAGGAGGGUUUGGUUCAGUUUAUAAAGGUAUAUUUAGUAAUGGAACACUUGUGGCAGUGAAGGUUCUAAGGGGUACCUCAGACAAGAGAAUUGAUGAGCAAUUCAUGGCUGAAGUUAGUACACUUGGUAGGAUUCAUCAUUUCAACGUGGUUCGUCUCCAUGGUUUCUGCUUUGAGAGACACCUUAGAGCGCUUGUUUAUGAGUAUAUGUCAAAUGGUUCUCUUGACAAGUUUUCUUUUCCAUGGAAACAAGAUUUUAGGAUUUGAAAAGCUUCAUGAAAUUGCAGUUAGGACAGCUAGAGGGAUUGCUUACUUACAUGAAGAAUGGCAGCAGCGUCCACUAUGAUAUAAAACCUGAAAAUAUUCUUUUGGAUGUGAAUUUCUUCCCCAAGGUUGCUGAUUUCAGUUUGGCCAAGCUAUGCAACAGGGACAAUACUCAUAUAACAUUGACAAGUGGGAGGGGAACACC
Rosa chinensis is the source of this 629-nucleotide messenger RNA. RefSeq names its product calcium/calmodulin-regulated receptor-like kinase 2. Lineage: Eukaryota; Viridiplantae; Streptophyta; Magnoliopsida; Rosales; Rosaceae. The transcript is spliced from 2 exons. The record is from RefSeq and is a predicted model, not a curated record. Gene Ontology annotation, biological process: protein phosphorylation. Bases 59 to 427 code for a protein of 122 amino acids. Gene Ontology annotation, molecular function: ATP binding; protein kinase activity.